Messenger RNA from Aspergillus caelatus, 1416 nucleotides. RefSeq names its product major facilitator superfamily domain-containing protein. Gene Ontology annotation, molecular function: transmembrane transporter activity. The coding region runs from base 1 to 1416 and encodes 471 amino acids. The record is from RefSeq and is a predicted model, not a curated record. Gene Ontology annotation, cellular component: membrane. NCBI's taxonomy places the organism in Eukaryota, Fungi, Ascomycota, Eurotiomycetes, Eurotiales, Aspergillaceae. Gene Ontology annotation, biological process: transmembrane transport. The transcript has 3 exons.
AUGAAACCCCACAGCGCUCCUCCUCAAGGCAAAAAAGCGCAUAGCACCUAUAUUGAGGAUGUGCACUCCCUCAAGCCGACCGAUGAGAAAGCACAGGGAGAUUACUCCGGUGCCACGGCCAAGACAAAUCCUAGGGAGUCGUCUUGUUCGAAAAUUGACCGCAAUGCCGUUCCUAAUGCUCGCCUAAAUGACCUCGAGAAGGAUCUUGGUCUCGUCGGUACCCAGUACAACACGUGUAUUUCGAUUUUAUUUGUCGGGUACUUGUUGAUGCAAAUUCCCUCCAACAUGCUCAUGUCUUCCAAGAAGGUCCGGCCGUCCCUGUACAUGAGUGUUUGCAUGGCUAGCUGGGCACUUGUCUCGGCUUGCACAGCUUUGACCAAGAACUAUGUCGGGCUAGUGAUGGUCAGGUUCUUCCUAGGUAUCACCGAAGCCCCCUUCUACCCCGGUGCUCUCUUCCUCCUAUCCGUCUUCUACACCCGUAAAGAAAUCGCUCUUCGCAUCUCAAUCUUAUACUCGGGUAAUAUCAUCGCAACAGGGGUUGCAGGUCUAAUCGCCGCAGCAACCUUCUCCACCUUGGACAAGACCCACGGUUUAGCAGGUUGGCAAUGGCUCUUCAUAAUUGAAGGCGUAGUCACAUUCGGAAUCGCCGUACUGGGCCUUUUCAUGCUUCCCGAUCACCCGCUCACCACGCGUUGGCUUACUCCCGAAGAACGUCAACUAGCCCACGAUCGCAUCAUCAGGGAUACAGUCAACAGCGAAGAAUCCAAGGGCCCCGUCGCGGGCUUGAAGCAAGCCUUCCGCGACCCACGGCUGUUCCUACUAGCCUUCAUGCAAAACAUGCACCUGAGUUCCUGCAGUUUCAACAACUUCUUCCCCACCGUCGUCGGAAGUCUGGGCUACAACAAAACAAUCACUCUCGUUCUUACCUGCCCUCCAUACAUCGCGACAUGUCUCGCUAGUAUCGUGAUAGGCAUCACCUCCGGUCGGUAUAACGAGCGUACUUGGCACAUCACCGGCUGCAUGGGCGCUGCUGUCAUAGGAUUCAUCAUAUCCUGCGUGACGCUGAAUACAGCUGCCCGAUAUAUCUCUUGCUUUUUGUUCGCCAGUGGUGCCUAUGCGGCUAAUUCUAUCAUUCUGGGUUGGGUCUCGGCGACGUUGGGACAGACACCUGAGAAGAAAGCGGCGUCCCUCUCUUUCAUUAAUGUUGUUGCGAAUGCCUCGUAUAUCUAUACGGCGUAUCUCUAUCCCAAGAGUGAUGGGCCUCGUUAUCUGAUUGCUAUGGCGUCAAAUGCGGCUUUUGGAUUCGCUGUCAUAGCCAGUGCCUGGGCUUUGAGGUUCUGGCUGCAGAAUACGAAUAGGAAGAUCAGGAGUGGUGUUCUUCCAGGUGCGGAUGAAGGUUUGCUGUAUGCUUACUGA